CUUAUACUAGAAACCGGUUUCACACUUUCACUUCAUCGUAUGCUAAACCAGAAGAAAAACAUCAACUUAAAAUAAAAUUAAACCCCCAAAAAAACCUUCUUGUGUGCUCUCCAGCUAUUCUUUCCAAAUCCAUCGAUCACUUCUGUUCAAUGGAUCUACCAUUUCUGAUUCAAUCAAUUUGAGAUCUUGAAUCAGGUGGUGGGUUCAAUUCAAUCAGUCAACUUGAACUGUUGAGGAGUUGAAAGAUUCAAGGGUAUGAAGAUACCUUGUUGCACGGUUUGUCAGACAAGGUACAACGAAGAAGAUAGGUGUCCGUUGUUGCUUGAGUGCGGCCAUGGAUUCUGUAAAGAGUGUUUGUCCCGUAUGUUUUCAUCAGCACCAUCAGACACUACUCUUCCGUGUCCACGAUGUCGCCAAGUCUCCGUUGUCGGUAACUCCGUCCACGCGCUACGGAAGAACUACGCUAUUUUGGGGUUAAUCUCUUCUGCUUCCAAUAGCGAUUUUACCGACGAGGAUGAUGACGAUGAGGAUGAUGGGUUGGUGGUGGUGGUGGAUAGAGACCGGCGCAGCUGUGGGUCCAACGCUUCCAGUUCUAAUGGCUUAAUCGAACUUGGUUCACACCAGGAUUUGAGGAUGGUGAGGCGAAUUGGGGACGGGCCAGGGCGGAAGGGGAGCGGAGUUGAAAUGUGGUCGGCGGUGUUGUCUGGGAAAUCAGGGAGGUGUCGUCACCGUGUGGCGGUGAAGAAACUUGUGGUGAUUGGGGAAGAUACUGAUUUAGUUUGGGUACAGAAUGAGCUUGAUGAUUUGAGGCGAAAGUCGAUGUGGUGUAGAAAUGUUUGCAAGUUUCAUGGGGCAACGAAGGUGGAUGAGUGUCUUGCUCUGAUCAUGGAUAAAUGCAAUGGUUCUGUUGAGACAGAGAUGCAAAGAAACGAAGGGAGACUCACUCUUGAGCAAAUCCUGAGAUAUGGAGCAGAUAUUGCUCGUGGGGUGGCUGAACUCCAUGCAGCAGGUGUGGUUUGUAUGAACCUUAAACCAUCAAAUCUUCUUUUAGAUGAAGAAGGUCGUGCGGUUGUUUCCGAUUAUGCCCUUCCCGCCAUUUUAAAAAAACCAGCUUGCAGGAAAGCCCGUUUAGAGUGUGAUUCAUCAAGAACUCAUUCAUGCAUGGAUUGCACAAUGUUAAGCCCAAACUACACAGCUCCAGAAGCAUGGGAGCCUGUUAAAAAAUCUUUAAAUAUUUUUUGGGAUGAUGCCCUUGGUAUAUCACCAGAGUCAGAUGCAUGGAGUUUUGGGUGUACAUUAGUAGAAAUGUGCACCGGUUCUGUUCCGUGGGCUGGAUUAAAUGCUGAGGAAAUAUAUCGUGCAGUUGUUAAGGCGAAAAGACAACCUCCACAAUAUGCAAGUGUAGUAGGUGUUGGAAUACCAAGGGAUUUGUGGAAAAUGAUUGGUGAUUGUUUACAGUUUAAGGCACCUAAAAGACCGACUUUUAGUGCUAUGCUUGCAAUAUUUCUUAGGCAUUUACAAGAAAUACCUCGUGGGCCUCCUGCAAGCCCAGAUAGUGAUGUAAUUGUAUACCCGAAAGCAAAUGGGACGAUGCCACCUGUCUCUCCAACCAACUUAGAAGUUGUCCAUGAUUAUCGGACUCUUUUACAUACAAUGGUUUGUGAAGGGAAUGUUUCUGGUGUGAGUGAGUUGCUAUCAAAGGCUUCAUCAAAAAACGAUGGCAACACGUUUCGUUCUCUUCUAGAAGCUCAAAAUGCAGAGGGCCAAACUGCCCUCCACCUGGCAUGCAGACGUGGCAGUUCUGAACUUGUUGAGGCUAUUUUAAAUUAUCGAGAUGCCAAUGUGGAUGUACUUGAUAAAGAUGGGGACCCACCACUUGUGUUUGCUCUUGCAGCGGGGUCCCCAGAAUGUGUGCGUGCUCUUCUUAGUAGAUAUGCUAAUGUGAGGUCUAGAUUGAGGGAUGGAUUUGGUCCUUCAAUUGCUCAUGUUUGUGCAUAUCAUGGUCAACCAGAUUGCAUGCGUGAAUUGCUAGUGGCUGGAGCUGAUCCAAAUGCAGUUGAUGAUGAAGGUGAAUCUGUAUUGCAUAGAGCAGUGACAAAAAAGUACACAGAGUGUGCUCUUGUUAUAUUGGAAAAUGGGGGAUGUAAAUCCAUGGGUAUUUCAAACUCAAAGAAUCUCACGCCUCUGCAUUUAUGUGUGACAACAUGGAAUGUAGCUGUUGUUAAAAGAUGGAUUGAAGUUGCAUCAUCUGAAGAAAUUGCAGAAGCCAUUGAUGUACCUAGUCCUGUGGGGACCGCAUUGAGUAUGGCAGCUGCUUUGAAGAAAGACCAUGAAGCUAAUGGUAGAGAACUUGUGCAGAUUCUUCUUGCUGCUGGAGCUGAUGCUACUGCUCAAGACACUCAACAUGGACGUACAGCUCUGCAUACUGCUGCUAUGACUAAUGAUGUGGAGUUAGUUAAAAUUAUUCUUGAUGCUGGAGUUGAUGUGAACAUAAGGAAUGUGCAAAACACCAUUCCUUUACAUGUGGCAUUGGCAAGAGGAUCAAAAUCAUGUGUUGGAAUGCUUCUUUCUGCAGGAGCAAAUUGUAAUUUGCAGGAUGAUGAAGGAAACAAUGCUUUUCAUAUAGCUGCUGAUACAGCAAAGAUGAUACGUGAAAAUCUGGAGUGGAUCAUUGUUAUGCUUAAAUAUCCAGGGGCUGCUGUAGAAGUCAGGAAUCACAGUGGUAUGACACUACGUGACUUCUUGGAGGCCCUUCCUCGGGAAUGGAUUUCAGAGGAUUUGAUGGAGGCACUUGCAAACAAAGGAGUUCAUUUAUUUCCAACAAUAUACCAAGUAGGGGACUGGGUGAAAUUCAAAAGUACAGUAGCCACACCAACAUACGGGUGGCAAGGUGCAACACACAAAAGUGUUGGUUUUGUUCAAAGUGUCCCAGAUAAAGACAAUCUUUUUGUCUCAUUCUGUUCUGGUGAAGCCCGUGUACUUGCCAAUGAAGUUAUGAAAGUCAUCCCAUUGGACAGAGGCCAACAUGUCCAACUCAAACCAGAUGUCAGAGAACCAAGAUUUGGUUGGCGUGGGCAAUCGAGAGAGAGUAUUGGAACUGUUCUUUGUGUUGAUGAUGAUGGGAUUUUGCGGGUCGGGUUUCCUGGAGCAUCCAGAGGAUGGAAGGCCGACCCGGCAGAAAUGGAGCGGGUUGAGGAAUUUAAAGUUGGAGAUUGGGUUCGGGUCCGACCCGCUCUUACAACAGCUAAGCAUGGGUUAGGGUCGGUUACACCAGGAAGCAUUGGUAUUGUGUAUUGUAUUAGACCCGAUAAUAGUUUGUUGUUGGAACUCAGUUAUCUUCCAAAUCCAUGGCAUUGUGAACCCGAAGAAGUUGAACCCGUUGACCCAUUCAGGAUUGGUGAUCGUGUAUGUGUGAAGAGGUCAGUUGCAGAGCCUAGGCCCAUACCAUGGCAAGCUGAUCCUUCUGACAUGGAAAAAGUCGAGGACUUUAAGGUUGGAGAUUGGGUGAGAGUUAAGGCUUCAGUGUCCUCACCUAAAUACGGGUGGGAGGACAUAACCAGGAACAGUAUCGGCUUAAUCCACAGUUUAGAAGAAGAUGGUGACAUGGGAAUCGCCUUUUGCUUCAGAAGCAAACCCUUUUCAUGUUCAGUGACAGAUGUCGAAAAAGUAGCACCUUUCGAAUUAGGUCAAGAAAUUCAUAUAAUUUCUUCGGUCAACCAACCACGCCUCGGAUGGUCAAACGAAAGCCCCGCCACCGUGGGUAAAAUCGUCCGAAUCGACAUGGAUGGAGCUUUAAAUGCUAAAGUGGCUGGAAGACACGGGUUAUGGAAAGUAUCUCCCGGAGAUGCGGAAGUCCUUUCGGGAUUUGAAGUAGGCGAUUGGGUUCGAUCAAAACCGAGUGUAGGAACUCGACCUAGUUACGAUUGGUAUAGCAUUGGAAAAGAAAGUUUAGCAGUUGUUCAUAGUGUACAAGACACGGGUUAUCUAGAAUUAGCUUGUUGUUUCCGUAAAGGCAAAUGGAUGACUCACCACACGGACAUCGAAAAAGUCCUCGGGUUCAAAAUCGGGCAGCAUGUGAGAUUCCGGGCAGGGCUAGAAGAACCGCGUUGGGGUUGGCGAGGUGCGCAGCCCAACUCCCGCGGCGUUAUCAUCAACGUGAACGCGGAUGGCGAAGUACGCGUCGCGUUUUCCGGGCUGCCCGGAUUGUGGAGAGGCGACCCGGCGGAUUUGGAAAUAGAAAAAACUUUUGAAGUUGGAGAGUGGGUUCAAAUGAGUGAAACCGCAAGUGUUUGGAAAUCAAUCGGGCCGGGUAGUAUCGGGAUUGUACAAGGGAUCGUAUACGAAUCGGAUGAAUGGGCCGGGAAUAUUUCGGUAGGGUUUUGCGGGGAGCAAGACCAAUGGGUCGGCCCGUGUACGGAUCUCGAACGGGUCGAGAAGCUCACGAACGGGCAACGGGUUCGGGUGAAACCGUCGGUGAAACAACCGCGGUUCGGGUGGUCGGGUCAUACGCAUUCCAGCAUCGGGGUGAUUUCUGGUAUUGAUUCGGAUGGGAAGCUAAGGAUGUAUACCCCCGCGGGUUCAAAGUCAUGGAUGCUUGACCCGUUUGAAGUGGAAGUGGUUGAAGAAGAGGAGCUCCAUAUCGGGGACUGGGUCCGGGUCAAACCGUCUGUGACCUCCCCGGUUCACCAUUGGGGGGAGGUGACUCAUUCCAGCAUCGGGGUGGUGCACCGGAUGGAGGAGGGUGAUGUUUGGGUGGCGUUUUGUUUCUUGGAGCGGUUGUGGUUGUGUAAGGCGGGGGAAGUGGAGAGGAUCCGGCGGUUCGUGGUGGGGGACAGGGUGCGGAUCAAGAAGGGUUUGGUUAGCCCGCGGUGGGGGUGGGGGAUGGAGACGCAUGCGAGUAGAGGUCAGGUGGUGGGGGUGGAUGCGAAUGGGAAGUUAAGGAUUAAGUUUCAAUGGCGGGAAGGGAAGCCGUGGAUUGGUGAUCCGGCUGAUAUCGAACUUGAUGAUUGUGAAAAUGGGUUGCCAGCUGGCCGGAUUUUGUAGGUGUCAGGUGGUGGUUUAAAAAAAAUAUAUAUAUAAUAUGAGAUCGAUUUAGAAAAUGGGUGGUGAUGACGGUGGUAAGGGUAUUUAGGUAAAUAGUCUCUAUAUAUAUAUAUAUAUAUAUAUAUAUAU
Lactuca saligna is the source of this 5172-nucleotide messenger RNA. NCBI's taxonomy places the organism in Eukaryota, Viridiplantae, Streptophyta, Magnoliopsida, Asterales, Asteraceae. The record is from the annotation of a GenBank genome assembly.